Messenger RNA from Closterium sp. Naga37s-1, 888 nucleotides. The record is from the annotation of a GenBank genome assembly. NCBI's taxonomy places the organism in Eukaryota, Viridiplantae, Streptophyta, Zygnematophyceae, Desmidiales, Closteriaceae.
AUGAGGACGAGUUUGGAGGGGAUUUUACCAGAAGGAGGGCAUGAGGACGAGCGUGGAGGGGAUUGUCUUGGUGCAUCACCACAACCACCCGCACACCCUGCUCUGUUGCAACCCCCCUUGUUGUACCCUUUGCACCGCACUCCCGCCCUUGCCCUCCUUCCCUCGCCCACCAACCAGUUACCAGAAGGAGGGCAUGAGGACGAGUUUGGAGGGGAUUGUCUUGAAGGAGGGCAUGAGAACAAGCGUGGAGGGAAUUAUAUUAGUCCACCAUCACAACCACCCGCACAUCCUGCUGCUGCUAUCCCCCUUGUACCCCUUGCACUCACUUCACUUCUUUGCCCUCCCCCCCUCGCCCUCCCUUCCUCGCCCCUCCCCCCCCCCUGCUCCAGUUAUCAGAAGGAGGGCAUGAGAACAAGCGUGGAGGGGAUUAUAUUAGUCCACCAUCACAACCACCCGCACAUCCUGCUGCUGCAGAUCGGAAAUUCUUUUUUCAAGCUGCCCGGAGGGAGAUUGAAACCGGGGGAGGAUGAGGUGGAGGGGCUGAAGCGCAAGCUCACCAGCAAGCUGGGUCCGUCCGUGUCCAUUCUGCCCGUGCCUGACUGGCAGGUGGGCGAGUGCUCUGCUGUCUGGUGGCGACCCAACUUCGAGACGCUCAUGUACCCCUACUGCCCUCCGCACAUCACAAAACCCAAGGAAAUGAAGAAGCUGUUUGUGGUUCCUCUAACAGAGCGCCAGUACUUUGGAGUUCCCAAGAAUCUCAAGCUGCUGGCGGUGCCACUACUGGAGCUGUAUGACAAUGUGCAGCAACAGAACAGUGUGUUUGUUGUGCCACUCACGUGCAAAACAUCCCAAGCUGCUGGCGGUGGUGCCGCUGCGGGAGCUCUAUGA